AUGCACUGGGCCAUCAUGCGGGAGACCAAGGGCCACUAUGCCGCUUCCUUUGAGGUCGGCAAGCCGCUCUCAGGCGGCGCGGUCGCACUGGUCAGGGCCUCCAAGGCUGAAGGCUUCGCCCCUGGCGACGCCAUCGUGGGCCGCGGCGCCCCUUGGUCGACCUUUGCCGUCCUCGACGCCAAGGUCCUGCAGGGGUUCAAGGUCAUCCCCAAGCAGCUGCUCGGGAAGCUGCCCGUAUCCUACUUCCUGGGCACCCUGGGUGCGCAUUUUAGCCCCACUAUGCAGCACGGCCCCGCCCCGCCCCCGCCCGCUCGGGGCCGCGCGCGCCCGCGGAGAGUGCAUGCAGUGUUGUCCAAGCAAUGA
Messenger RNA from Monoraphidium neglectum, 363 nucleotides. RefSeq lists its product as hypothetical. The transcript is spliced from 3 exons. Bases 1 to 363 code for a protein of 120 amino acids. Lineage: Eukaryota; Viridiplantae; Chlorophyta; Chlorophyceae; Sphaeropleales; Selenastraceae. The record is from RefSeq and is a predicted model, not a curated record.